AUGAUUAUAUUUGGAGUAGCAAAACGAACAAAUGUGCUUUUCAUGUGGUCUGCUGCAACAAACUUCACUCCACUCUUGGGUGCUUUUCCCUCGGAUUCCUAUUUAGGUCGAUUUCUCACCAUCGCCAUUGUUUCUCUCUCCUCUUCAAUUCUUCGCCUACCAAGAUUCACUAAAACCGGGUUUCUGAACAAAGCUUGUUUAAUAAAUAACCGCGAGGAGGAGAUUGGGUCAGACGGGUUCGCUUUGAACCCAUGGGGGCUAUGCACAACAGACAAAGUAGAAGAGCUUAAGGCAUUGAUCAAAGUCAUACCGAUAUGGUCCACAGUUGCUGCAAGCGACGUCCAUGGACAGGCGUCUGAGCCGCCAUGGUUCAAGCUUUCAAAUUCCAGCAGGAUCAUUCGGUAUGUUCACAAUCAUAGCUUAGUUUCAAAGAUCCGAGGCAGACCUUUUAGACUCAGCGUUAAGCUAAGGAUGGGAUUAGGGUUAUUCAUGUCAUUCUUAGCAAUGGCGAUUUCCGCAAUGGUCGAAAGCUUGAGAAGGAAAAAAGCUUUGAGCCAAGGGUACGCAAACAAUGCCGUUGCUGUCGUUGACAUCUCAGCGAUGUGGCUCGUGCCACAAUAUGUGCUACAUGGAUUAGCAGAGGCUCUUACCGCAAUAGGACAGACCGAGUUUUUCUACACCGAGUUUCCUAAAAGCAUGUCUAGCAUCGCAGCAUCACUAUUCGGUCUAGGAAUGGCUGUGGCGAGUCUACUGGCAAGCGUGAUCCUCAGUGCGGUGAAUCAUCUAACCUCAAGAAAUGGUAAAGAGAGUUGGGUUUCAGACAACAUAAACAAGGGUCAUUACAACUAUUACUAUUGGCUACUCGCCAUCAUGAGCUUCAUCAAUGUGAUCUAUUACGUGAUAUGUAGCUGGUCGUAUGGUCCUUUGGUCGACCAGAUGAGGGACGGUAGGGUUAACGGUGUGAGAGAGGAAGAGGAGUUGCUUGACAUUGUUGGUAAAGGCUUCGAGAAAGAAGAUCUAAGUGAAGUUGUUAAAAAAAUUUAA
Molecule: messenger RNA, 1044 nt
Organism: Thlaspi arvense
Lineage: Eukaryota; Viridiplantae; Streptophyta; Magnoliopsida; Brassicales; Brassicaceae
Source: the annotation of a GenBank genome assembly